CGCCGCCGCGCUCCAGCUCCGUCAGUUUCCUCGGCAGCGGUAGGCGAGAGCACCCGGACCAGUGCGAGCGCAGGGGCCACCGGUGGCGGCGGCACGGACGGAGCAAGGGCGCGGAGGAUCCCACUCGUACAGCAGCGCACUCGGUGCCCCGCGCAGAGUCGCGAUGCUGCCCGGUUUGGCACUGCUCCUGCUGGCCUCCUGGACGGCUCGGGCACUGGAGGUCCCCACUGAUGGCAAUGCUGGCCUACUGGCUGAACCCCAGAUCGCCAUGUUCUGUGGCAAACUCAACAUGCACAUGAAUGUGCAGAGUGGGAAGUGGGAGUCAGAUCCAUCGGGGACCAAAACCUGCAUUGGCACCAAAGAAGGCAUCCUGCAGUAUUGCCAGGAAGUCUACCCUGAGCUGCAGAUCACCAAUGUGGUGGAAGCCAACCAGCCAGUGACCAUCCAGAACUGGUGUAAGCGGGGCCGCAAGCAGUGCAAGACUCAUGCCCACAUUGUGAUUCCCUACCGCUGCCUAGUGUUUUUUCCUUUCUUUUUGCAGACGUGCAGUGAGAAGGGCACCAACUUACAUGACUAUGGCAUGUUGCUGCCCUGUGGAAUCGACAAGUUCCGAGGGGUAGAGUUUGUGUGUUGCCCUCUAGCUGAAGAAAGUGAAAAUAUCGAUUCUGCUGACGCAGAGGAGGAUGACUCAGAUGUCUGGUGGGGUGGAGCAGAUACAGACUAUGCAGAUGGGAG
This is a messenger RNA of Galeopterus variegatus (Sunda flying lemur), 735 nucleotides long. RefSeq names its product amyloid beta A4 protein-like. The record is from RefSeq and is a predicted model, not a curated record. Gene Ontology annotation, molecular function: signaling receptor activator activity; heparin binding; transition metal ion binding. The annotation marks the transcript as partial. Gene Ontology annotation, biological process: central nervous system development; axonogenesis. NCBI's taxonomy places the organism in Eukaryota, Metazoa, Chordata, Mammalia, Dermoptera, Cynocephalidae. The transcript is spliced from 4 exons. Gene Ontology annotation, cellular component: plasma membrane; membrane raft; early endosome.